Messenger RNA from Hypomesus transpacificus, 1040 nucleotides. It is a transcript of the gene borcs8, whose product is annotated as BLOC-1 related complex subunit 8. The transcript is spliced from 6 exons. Gene Ontology annotation, cellular component: BORC complex. NCBI's taxonomy places the organism in Eukaryota, Metazoa, Chordata, Actinopteri, Osmeriformes, Osmeridae. The record is from RefSeq and is a predicted model, not a curated record. Bases 179 to 571 code for a protein of 130 amino acids.
AGAUUUGUUUUAUCUUAGCCAGUUUUACCCGACCCUGCAAUAUGUCUACAGUGGCAGGCUGUAUCUAGAAUCAAAACCAAAAUCAACAGAAGGCUGUAUUUACCCAUCGCGUACAUUAGCAACAACGCUUUGUGUAACAACAUAGUACUAUAUUAUUAAGUGUCGUUUUGUGUAUGAUAUGGAGGACCAGGAGAUGCAAGUGAAAGUCAAACGAGUGACUGACAAGUUUACUGAGAGUAUGUACGUUUUAGCCAACGAACCAUCAGUGGCUCUUUAUCGCCUGCAAGAACACGUCAGAAGGUCGCUGCCUGAACUAGUGCAACACAAAACAGAUAUGCAAAGCUGGGAAGAGCAAAGUCAAGGAGCAAUAUACACUGUGGAAUAUGCAUGCAGUGCUGUUAAAAGCAUGACAAAUAGCAGCUUGUACUUUAAAAGUAUAGACGGCCUUCUUCGUCAAGCCAUCAGCAUGAAGGAGCAAAUCAGCAACACCCAAGGACGCAGCAUGCAUGAUGCGACCCUCUCUCCAAGUCCUCACGCAGUCCCACCACAUCCCCAUGCCACUUCCUCAUGACCUUUGACUGCCAUUCUCCAAGGAGGCGGGUUGUGGACCAGUCCGCGCUGAAGGAAGGCGGAGAGAGGCAUAGCUCUGGGACGUGAUCUGCUGCCCUCUGGCUCUGUUCCCACCAGAGGGUCAAGAGAGGGUUCAGAGGUCAACACCUCCUCCAUCACAAUGGAUCACUGCCCCCACCUUCAUACCCACUCACUGGAAUGGAGACCCAGCCAGCCUGCCAGGUCCUGCAUUAAGACUUCUCAGUCGUACUGCCACUUAUCAAAGACUGUAUUGUUCAAUCUCGUGCAUCGCUUCGUUUUAACGGGACUUGCUCCAAAUGGACUUUGGAUACUGAUCAAUCUUCAGAUUGUAUUUCACUUUGGUCAAUGAAAAUUUAAGGUUUCUUGUAGUUUUUUUUAGUCUGAACGGAGGUGACGACUAAUGAAUUAAUCUGCUUUUGUCAAAAUAAAAGUACUUACAAGUGUUCAAA